AGAACUUGUUACCAAAAGCAGCCUGCAGGCAAAGCAAUGUCACUUUCCAUAAGAUGUGAACAAGGCACCCAGGACAACAGUUUGGAUGUAUGGCUAGGCCGAUUUGCAAUGAUUGGCUUUGCAGUGGCUAUUACUGUUGAGAUAACAACCGGCAAGGGACUUUUGGAGGAAAUGGAAGUGAAAGUGCAUCAGCUAUUAGUAUCUUGGAGUGGGAUGGAAAUGGAAUUGUGUUUGUGGGCUAUGGAGCAAAAGGGUAUCCCCAUAUCACUGAAAAGCAGUUGUCGAGGCGACUUGAGCAUUUUAAGGCGAGAGAUUGUCCCUACAUGUCAUCUCUGAAAGAAGCUGCAAGGAAAACACUACAAAAAUAAUUUAUCGAGCUGAACUUUAUGUUUUAAGAGUGACCUGUGUCUCUUUAACAGCUUUCCAAAUUAAUAGUUUUCUUGCUUUUCACAAGUUGAUUUUUGACAAUUUUUAUAUGUCGGUGGUAAUUUAGGCAAUUCUAGGUUGUGACAGUCGAGGGGAUGGACAUCUCCGUUAGAAACACCAAUUAAAUUACAAAGCUCUUGAUGCCUUCAUAAUUAUAUAUAUAUUUUGAAAUAUAUUGUUACGGAAUCUAUAUGCUUGGCAGAACAUAGCCAUUUUAAUCCUGACUCAUUUAAAUUUUGAGAUGUACAUGAUAUCAAAUUGACCAAAUGUGAUUUAUCUACUUUAUCAACAUCUUAUUGGAAAGUAUAUUUCAUAUAAACAUAAUAUUCAAACGUUUGCCUUAACCGAAAGCAUUACAAUGAUACUUGAAUUUAGUAUAUUUCAACAAAAUAAAAUAAAAUAUGGCACUAUCUUAAGAAAUAUUUUUCCAAAUAGUAGUAUUAUUUUAAGGACAAUAAAUGCAUAAGAGUUUAUUUAGCUCAAUGAUGAUACUGGGAAUAUUUGCUUCAACGCUUUUGGACAGGCUUGCAUGAAAAAAAAAAGAAGCUUAUGAUAAGCAGUGUGAAGAAAAAGAUUGUAUUAUUAAGAGUUAUGAUUAUUUGAAAUAGAUUGGAUUCCAGGAAAGAACAAUAACCUGGACCAUCUGGAAUCAAUUAACUCUUAUUGGGGCAUCAUUCUAAGUGCUUAUUGAGAAGGACCUAUUGUUUCAGCUUUGUUAGGCACAAAGACGUGUGUGUAGACUUUAUAAAAAGUCCAAUACACAUUACACACUACUGUUUAACUUCAAAGCGACCAAAAGAAUUUUGGCUAUCUAGUACAACAACAUUUUUUGUGAGGGUUCCCAUAUGAUGGCAAGUACUAAUGAAGUUGAACACUACAAUUUAAGUAUAUAAUUUGUGCCUCUCAUCUAAAAUCGAAUUUAUUCUUCUUUUACUUUCCACCCAACAAUGUCCCAUUUGGUGCUUGCUUUAAAUACAAGAGAUAUCCUUUUUCCUAUGUUUCUCCUUAAGUUUGUCUCUUACAUAAGUUCUCAUAUUGAUGAAACAAUCCAUUUUCUUUCUCUUCUAAUAUUUCUCUGUUGCUGAGGUUUUGUUUGAAAAUUUUAAUCCUAGUUGAUCUGUUUUUGUUGGUAAAGUGGCAUGGGUGCUAUCAUAUGUAGACUAGCGAAGAGGUUUCUUACAAAAUGUGAGAUGAGGAUUCUGAUGGUGGGUCUUGAUGCCUCUGGGAAGACCACCAUCUUGUACAAGCUCAAACUGGGAGAGAUUGUUACAUCCAUACCCACAAUUGGUUUUAAUGUGGAGACUGUAGAGUACAAGAAUAUUAGCUUCACUGUCUGGGAUGUAGGAGGACAAGAUAAGAUUCGACCUUUAUGGAGACAUUACUUUCAAAAUACUCAAGGACUAAUCUUUGUCGUGGACAGCAAUGAUAGAGAAAGAGUUGCAGAAGCCAGGAAUGAGCUACAUCGUAUUAUUGUUGAGUCUGAACUACGCAAUGCCGUGCUUCUUGUCUUUGCCAAUAAGCAAGACCUUCCAAAUUCUAUGAAUGCUUCUGAGGUUGCUGAUAAACUUGGCCUAUACUCACUCAAUCAGCGUCCCUGGUACGUCCAGAGUGCUUCUGCCACCUCUGGCCAAGGACUAUAUGAAGGUCUUGAUUGGUUAUCGAACAACAUUUCUAACAAAACUACAUGAUGUGAUCUCUUCCCCAAUGUGAUAAGUACUAAAGAGAGGAGUUUUUGUGAAAACCCAAUCUAAUUGGAGCAUUAGUGGAGAAUUCUCCUACGCCGGCCGGCAAACAUGUAUUUCAAAUUUAAAUUCUGAUAUCUCAAGCAGCAGUGGUACUUGGUAGUGAAACAACUCUUAUAUGCAAAUAUUAUAUGAUAAAUUAUAACCACUGGUUGGAUCAUUAUCCAA
Messenger RNA from Quercus robur (English oak), 2336 nucleotides. RefSeq names its product ADP-ribosylation factor 2-like. Gene Ontology annotation, biological process: intracellular protein transport; vesicle-mediated transport. NCBI's taxonomy places the organism in Eukaryota, Viridiplantae, Streptophyta, Magnoliopsida, Fagales, Fagaceae. The record is from RefSeq and is a predicted model, not a curated record. Gene Ontology annotation, molecular function: GTPase activity; GTP binding. The coding region runs from base 1566 to 2114 and encodes 182 amino acids. Gene Ontology annotation, cellular component: cytoplasm. The transcript is spliced from 6 exons.